This is a messenger RNA of Pundamilia nyererei, 4783 nucleotides long. RefSeq names its product homeodomain interacting protein kinase 1b (gene hipk1b). Gene Ontology annotation, cellular component: PML body; nucleus; cytoplasm. NCBI's taxonomy places the organism in Eukaryota, Metazoa, Chordata, Actinopteri, Cichliformes, Cichlidae. The transcript is spliced from 19 exons. Bases 336 to 3719 code for a protein of 1127 amino acids. Gene Ontology annotation, biological process: smoothened signaling pathway; peptidyl-serine phosphorylation; peptidyl-threonine phosphorylation. The record is from RefSeq and is a predicted model, not a curated record. Gene Ontology annotation, molecular function: ATP binding; protein tyrosine kinase activity; protein serine/threonine kinase activity.
UAAGGACGUGGUUAGUUCCGGUGAAAAGUGGUUUUCGCUGCUUUAAGGCAGUCGAUUUUAGAGAAGGAUAAAUCAUGUUAUAACUAACUGCUGUAUAAAUUUUACGAUUAGAUGAAUUCAUUUAUUGAUACCAUGAGAACUUUUCCCCUCUGGGGGUUCUGCGCUGUAAGGCCUUCUCUCGCUGUCGGGCUCACCAUUGACUGAAGACACAAUGCAGGCCUAGCUAGCAUUUAAGGUUAAGUAGCGGAAGCUAAUCGGAUUGGCAGCAGACUGCAGUGGGAUUUAAACCUCGGACGAAGCCUGUGUUUCCAAGCUGUCCUAACAUCAAAUCCGCUAUGAGUUCCCAGCAGCUGCAGGUGUUCUCCCCUCCGUCAAUCUCCUCCAGUGCCUUUUGCCGCGUCAAGAAGCUCAAGGUGGAAAGCAACGUUUGGGACGUGUCCACCACUGAGGCUUACGGAUCCAUAGCGGGCCAGUCCGCAUACACAUUCACCCCAGCCAUGGCUGUGCCACCAUUUGCGCCAUCUCUGGUCUUCCCCCCUACAGCGCCCGGCUCCAGGGGUCAAGUGGUGGUGCGAGCAGCUGAUAGCACCGGCAGUCUUCCUCGUGGAUCCAGUCGACGCGUCACUGAGCAGGCUACAUCCUCCUCUUAUGCUCACGAGACGUCCUCUGAAACUAGGGGGCACAGGCAUGGGCAGAAGAGAAAGAUGGAGGCGGCCAGCGACUGUAGCGGAAGCGGAUGUGGAAGCGUCCAGAUAUUAGAAGAGCUCUCAGCUCCUGCGGCAACUUACUCCACGCGUACAGGCGGCGGUGGAGGCGGGGGCACAGGCCAGUCCAUACCUCACUCUGCUCCAACCACCAAGAGCAGCAGCUCCAAUGGUGAAGGGGAUUAUCAGCUUGUGCAGCAUGAGAUCCUCUGCUCCGUGUCCAGCGGCUAUGAAGUGCUGGAGUUCCUGGGGAGGGGCACAUUUGGACAAGUGGCUAAGUGCUGGAAGAGGGGAACCAAUGAGAUUGUAGCAAUCAAAAUUCUGAAAAACCACCCUUCAUAUGCUCGGCAGGGCCAAAUUGAGGUGGGCAUUCUGAACCGGCUAAGUGCAGAGAACGCAGAUGAGUACAACUUUGUGCGUUCGUACGAAUGCUUCCAACACAAGGGUCACACCUGCUUGGUUUUUGAGAUGCUUGAACAGAACUUGUACGACUUUCUCAAGCAGAGCAAGUUCAGCCCACUUCCCCUACGGCACAUCCGCCCCAUUUUGCAGCAGGUGGCUACAGCACUAAUGAAACUGAAGAGCCUGGGUUUAAUUCAUGCAGACUUGAAGCCUGAAAACAUCAUGUUGGUGGACCCCAUUAGACAGCCCUACAGGGUGAAGGUCAUCGACUUCGGCUCUGCAAGUCAUGUGUCCAAAGCAGUGUGCUCAACCUACUUACAGUCCCGUUACUACAGAGCUCCAGAGAUCAUUUUGGGGCUGCCCUUCUGUGAGGCCAUUGACAUGUGGUCUCUAGGGUGUGUGAUUGCAGAGCUGUUUCUGGGUUGGCCUUUGUACCCUGGAGCCUCUGAGUAUGACCAGAUCCGUUACAUUUCCCAGACUCAAGGCCUACCUGCUGAGUAUCUUCUGAGUGCCGGCACAAAGACUAGCCGCUUCUUCAAUCGAGGCCCUGACUCUAGCUACCCGCUCUGGAGGCUUAAGACCCCGUCAGAACAUGAAAUGGAGAUGGGCAUCAAAUCUAAGGAGGCUAGAAAGUACAUCUUUAACUGUCUGGAUGACAUGAUGCAGGUCAACCUUUCCUCUCACUUGGAGGGAACUGACAUGUUGGCUGAGAAAGCUGACAGGAGAGAGUUUAUAGACCUCCUGAAGCGAAUGCUUCGUCUGGAUGCUGACAAAAGGAUCACACCUACAAAAACUCUGGGUCACCCCUUUGUCACGAUGAGCCACCUCAUGGACUAUCCCCAUAGCUCCCAUGUGAAGUCGUGCUUCCAGAAUAUGGAGAUCUGCAAGCGCCGGAGCUCCUAUGAAAGCAGCAAAUCCCUCUACUCGACCAAUGCAGUCCCCAGUGCUGCAGCGGGCAACCUCACCGUGACCUUCAGUAGCCAACUAAACCAGCAUAACCAGGUGCCUUCUGCAGCGGGUGCGGUGCCUUUGCUGAACUACCAGCCAGCUUUGUACCAGCAAGCGACCAUCAACAUUCCCGGGCUGACUCAGCAGAGUGUCCCGAUCCCAACGCGUCCUGCUGGGCUGUGUAGCCAGACGGAACCCUUCCAGCAGACACUCAUCGUCUGUCCACCCUCCACUAUCCAAGGGCUGCAGUCAUCCAGUAAGAGUUCCAGUUUCCCGGUGAGGGUGGAGAACUCUGUACCGAUAGUACCUCAGAACCAGUCUACUCAGUCCUUGCAGAUACAGCCAAGUAUGCUGACACAGGGUUCCUGCACACCCCUGAUGGUGGCCACCCUGCACCCACCCCCAGCAGGCCUAGCCCCGCAGUAUUCUCUGCCCCUUGGGCUGGGCACUGGGGUGGGUCGGCCUACCCUCCUGGAACACACAGCCACAGUGCUGCAGGCCUGGCCCACUGGUACCCAACAGAUCCUCAUACCAUCAUCAUGGCAGCAGGUCCCAGGCGUAGCCAUCCACGGCUCUGCCCAUCAGUCAAAUGUCACCGAAUCACCUGUGGAAACGAUUCCCUCAGAUGCUGCCACGCAGCAGGGACACAGCUGGCGGAGCAUUACCAAGACUCAGCAGGAGAGGAAGAAGGUGAAAGCCAGACGUGGAGAGAACAGGAACAGGGGUGUAUCUACUGCAUCAGUGGUCAGUAGUGGCGUGACUCCACCCAGCUCCAGCGCAGCCUUGUCACAGCCGAUCGUGAUCUCGGACACGCCGAGCCCAGCGGUCAGCAUCAUUACGAUUCACAGUGACACAGACACGGAGGAUGAGCAUAAGUUCCACCCUGCUAGUCUUGAACUGAGCCAGCGCACCAACGUUAUCAGCUGUGUGACCGUACACGACUCGGACUCCUCUACCGCCAGCCCCCUGACUCCCCUUCCACGCACUCUUAACCCAGCAAGCACUAUGUCAUCUCGCCAGGCCAAGUCUCUGGCAGUAGUGGCACCUUCAGUCAAAACACAGGCAUCUGAGAGAGGAGCAGAGUCCCGAGGACGCUUGGAGACUGUGAAUUACAUCAAGCCCAAGAGAUCCUCUAACAGACAGCCGUGCAGUUCAGGGGAAAGUGUGGAGCGCCAUGGACUGGUGCCAAGCCAGUCGCACCCUUUAAACCUCAGCCAGGUUCACACAGUAGUUUCUUCAUCUCAGGAGCGUUCGGGGCUCUCCCACAGCGACUCAUCAUUACGUCGCCAGCAGACGUUCCACCAGGCUGUCUCAGCCUCUCACUACAGCUUCCCCGAGGUGGUAGCCCUGGCGUCCGGCUCGGCCGCUGCUGCCGCCCCCCCCAGCCUAUAUACCUACCCGGCCUCUACUGCCCUCUCCUCAGCCUCUCAGGCCACGGAGCAGCUGCUGGGCCGUGGUCACAGCACCCACGGACACUCCCCCUCCGCUUAUGCAGCAACGUACACCUCAUCCUCCUCCAGGAGAGACUCGGCCAGUCGCAAGGACUCGCUGUUUUAUCUCGAGGUUAUCUGUGAAGAGAGAUUUUCCUCCUGUCACAAGCUGCAACGAAACUUGAGGAGCUUCAAGACGCUGACUUGCCAGACUGAUGAAGCUGACAGUUUUUAGUUUUAUUUUAGUUUUUUUUUUUCUCUUGUUCCUUCCUGUGAACCUUAUUAUAAAGUUUUCACACUAAUCCACUGAGGCCCUGUGUUUUUAGUGAUAUAAUAAUGACUGUACCUUACUUAUGUUUGUUUACUCAUAUAUGUCUUCUGUUUAUUAAAUUAAGUUUUAAUGUCUGUGCAAGGUAGGAAGAGCGAGGUCCACGAAGAUGUGGACUAAAAGAAGAGAUACGGUGAAAACUGAUGGAUAUGUGUUAAUUUAAGUGCACAUGUGAUAGUCUGUUAAUGUAGUGACAGUGUUUUUUAGCCAGGAUUGAUUGUCCUUAUGCAAUAGAAUCUCUUUUAAAAACAACAACAAAAAAAACCUACAAUAACUGAGUGCUGAAUGUAUUUAUGAAAUUCAGAGUGGAUGCCCAGUCUGAGAAAUGAUGUGAAAAACUGUUUUUAAAUUGUAAGAGCGGGGAAAUCAAAUGUCCUUGAAAUAAAUAUUUUUUAAAAAAAACCUCACAUGGGCUGGGGAGAGGGGGGAAGAUGAAACACACAAAUUUCACCCCAAAUUCCCACGCCUCUCCAUAACAAAGGAGAUUUUCCUUUUUUCUCCCUGUGACGCUCUGAAAAUGCUUGCUAGGAAGUUGUAACAAACUUGCACACUGUGCUACACAAGGACUGACUGAUUAAAUGUAUGCAAACUGUCUCAGUUUAGCGUUCUCAUGAAUUAUCCCGUGUAUCAAAGAGAUCUUUAUACUGCUAUGUCUCGCCCAGAGGUGCAGCUGUCCUUUACAUGUACAGCUUACUUCGUCUCAGAAAGGUUUUCUAUACUAAAGUUUGGAGAACAGCAGUCACUGUGUUUUUGAAUUUUUAAAGGAGGUGAAUCUUUGGUUUCUUUGGAUUAUCAGCUUUUUUUUUUCCCCCCCAAAGUAAUUCCUUUCCCCUUGUUUGCAUCAGUUUUGUGUUGUAACGUCUGUGUUUAAUCCUAACAUAGUAAAGAGGCUGUUAGAUCUAAUUCAGGGACAAAGGUUUCAGCUAAGUAAUCCAAUUUCAUUGUUUUCCAAUAAAAUAACCUCAAAUUCA